AUGAAACGUGUUAUGGGCUUGUUUGGUUUUCAUCCUGAUAGAUUUAACAAAUCAUCUUUCGAUCCUAACGAAUUGUUUCCUUUUGAAACUGCUAUACAUCCACUCAAGGAAAUAUCAAUAUUUGUUUCCAUGUUGUCAUUUGCAUUUUUAGAAAUAUCAAGUUUGAUUUACCAAUGUUGCUUUUUCAACAUUUGCAUUCAUGUUGGUUCACUUUAUGCGCAAAUUGAAAAUGAUAUCCAAAAAAUGGAGAAUGGAAAUUUCUCGAAAACUAUUAACAAUUCCUUGAUUGAAGUUCGAGAGUUAAUCGUUGAUACCAAUAAAUACUUUCGAGGUGUGAUGUGCCUUAGUUUUAUAAUAGACGUUGCAUACAUUGGCAUAGCAUUGACGAUGUUCGGUAAACUAGAUGAUGCGCUGACUUUUGUGUUUUAUGCUCCAAUGGUGAUUUAUGAUCUUUGGAUAUUCUGUUACGGCUCAAGUUUGAUGGUGGAAAAAGGAGACACAAUUACUGACGUUAUCUACAACAUUCCUUGGUAUAAUUUCAACAAAAAGGAUAAGACUUUGACUCAAAUGAUGAUACAAAGAAGUCAAAUACCGAUUAAAGUAAACAUUUUCCAUUGGAGAAUUGACCGAGAGCUUUUUCUUCAGAAAGUAAAAAAUGGUUUGGAAAAUAUUAAAAGUAUUCUGACAAAAUAUGCAUUCUCAACAUUAUCCACUGGAUAUGAUUGUAUCAUGAAGUAUCUAAAUUAA
Clunio marinus is the source of this 747-nucleotide messenger RNA. The record is from the annotation of a GenBank genome assembly. NCBI's taxonomy places the organism in Eukaryota, Metazoa, Arthropoda, Insecta, Diptera, Chironomidae.